Messenger RNA from Telopea speciosissima, 2484 nucleotides. RefSeq names its product protein SENSITIVE TO UV 2. The record is from RefSeq and is a predicted model, not a curated record. Lineage: Eukaryota; Viridiplantae; Streptophyta; Magnoliopsida; Proteales; Proteaceae. Bases 1 to 2328 code for a protein of 775 amino acids. The transcript has 13 exons. Gene Ontology annotation, biological process: DNA damage response.
AUGGCUGUUCCGGCGCGUUUCUGGGUUGAUGCUGUCCUUACAGCUGCUUAUCUUAUCAAUCGACUUCCAUCCCGAGUAUUAGAUGGCCGCUGCCCAUUUGACGUUCUGUUUGGGAAAUCCACGUUUGUGGUGCCUCCCAAGGAAUCUGAAGCUUACUUCAAACAGCCUGCACCUCUGCAGGGGGAGAUUCUUAGUGGUGAAGAGGGCCCGUUGAUUGCUCCUUUGGAUAUUGAGAUUCCUACAAUAGAGGAUGUCCCUGUUGAGUUGGAAGAUGGAGUUAUAAGUCAGGAACAAGAAGUGCAGACUGAGCAGCAACCGAUCCAGGGGGAGAACAACAGACAGACUUACUCUUGGGGAACUGAUUUUUCGUUACAUGGCCCACAGUACAAAGAGUCCACCACCACCGCUCCUACUCAAUCGACAUCUGCUCCUGCAAGUCCUGCUCCUAGUCAUAUUUCUGGUUGGGAACUCCAACAACUUGAUGUGAAGAAUGCCUUCCUGCAUGGAGACCUAGAGGAAGAUGUUUACAUGGAGAUACCUCUUGGUUUUACUCCCCAGAUACAUAGAGAAAGCAGCGAUGCACAGGAAAUCCAGAAGCUGAAGACUUAUUUGGGCAUUGAAUUUGAAGUCAAAGAUUUGGGCCGAUUAAGGGAGUAUGGAGCAACUGCUGAAGAUUAUUACCUCACCUCUCUCCAGUGUCAGAAUGCAGAUACUUUAGCCGACCUGGCUGGCCCUCGGAUUAAUAGUGCCUUGAUAUCCCGUAAAGCUGUUGGAGUUCAAACAGAAACAUCUUAUGAUAAUUCUCACCUUAUAAGAAAGAAUGAUAUAUCUUCUCAACAAGAUCUUUUGAAGAAGUUGCUUUUUGUAUGGGGUUAUCCAGGGGGCCAAGUCUCUGGCAAAGAUCUUGUCUCCAAGUUGGUUGUAACUUGUGCGGAAGAUUUACAUGUCCUUUUCGGGUGUAUGAACAUGAAUAUAUCCUCCAAAAUAAAUCAGGAUCGUCUGGCAGACAAAAAAUUUUCUGAUGUGGCUUUGCAUGAUCACAUGCAGUCUGCUCAGUCGGCUGAAGCUGCAAAAAUUUCUUGUCUCUACUUUUUGUUAACCAAGAUAAGUAACGAGAUGGUACAGUUGGAUUCUUUGUUCAAAGCAUUACUGGACCUCUGUUUUCUGGAAAAUGUUGUUGUUGUAUAUAGAUCUCUUCGUAUAGUACGUGUAAUAUUACAGCAGUUGUUGAGGUUCAACGGGAGAUUUGAAAGAAGGGACAAUGUGAUUGCUGAGGGCAUUUGCUCUGAGAGUGUUAAGGAUUUGCAUGAAUCUGAAGGAGUACAUAGUGAAGUCCAGUUUGGUCUGCCUAAGGAUAAUUCAGUAUUGUCAAACCAUGCUUCAUCCAGUGUUAGAUCCUUCAGUGUGGGAAUUCUAUCCAAGAAGGAUCAUGAAAAUCCUAGCAACAUGACCUUUCUUUCUGGUAUGGAUUGGAUGUCCCUUUUUGAAAUGAUGCAUCAAAUUGCUGUUGGGAGUAAAGAAGAAGUACAAGUAGAAGCUUUAUCUAUCCUGAAUAUGAUUCUAACGAGAAGUGAUCCCUAUUCCGAGAGAGAAAAGUAUGGGUUGGCACUAUCUUUUAGAAGCAUAUCACUAUUAUUGAGGAAGGAAAUCGGUUUCCGUGUGCGUGAGCAAGCUCUGCGUCUUCUAUUUCUUCUUCUGAAUUGUCCGAAGCUUUUGAUGAUGUUCUGUUCCGGUUGUAAAGAUGGUGAUGGAAGUGCUGGAAAUGCGCCUGAUGGCCCAGAAGAUGCUUCAGCAUUUCAAGAAUUCGGUAGUAUUCUGGAGGGCUUGGCAGAAUGUUUGGCAUGCAGUGGAAAUGAUACUCUGGAGCUGAAACUCCGUAAGCAUGCUAUCAUCUUGUUGGCUUUUGUAACAUCUUCUGGAAAAUCUGGCUUUGAAGUUUUGUUGGGUCCAGGGACGUCCAAAAGGAUAAAUUUUCUUGAAUUGAUUAUGCGGGUAUUGGCAUCAGAGAUGGAUGCAGAAGCAGAAGAAUCGACUGGACCACUGGAAACCUGCAGAGAGAGGACCUCGCUAAUACGGGAGGCUUUGAUUCUUUUGAAUAGACUGGCAUCUAACUCCUUCUAUUCAGCAACUGUCCUGGGGUUACUGACCAGCUCCAGAGAUAUGGCAAGCUUGACUGUUGAUGUUGCAAAUAAAAUGUCACGGAGAGGCAGUGCCUUCCUUAAAGCUGAUACCAUGAAGCGGACCCAGUUAAAAGAGGCUGAAAUUGUAGAUUUAGCGCGGGUGUUCAAAACAAGAGUCUUUAGCCACUUGGGCAGCAACAUUUCUUGAUUGGAAUUCCAAGCCAUCCAUACUUGGUUUCAUUUUUCUUCUGACAGGUUAUCUGUCAAUAGAAAGUUCACCAAGUUCCAGUUUUGCAAUAUGAACCCAGUUUCUCUUCACCCGUGAUAUUUCUUCACCUAUACACAUCAUUGCAGUGAUAUGGGU